This is a messenger RNA of Umbelopsis ramanniana AG, 438 nucleotides long. RefSeq lists its product as uncharacterized. Lineage: Eukaryota; Fungi; Mucoromycota; Umbelopsidomycetes; Umbelopsidales; Umbelopsidaceae. The transcript has a single exon. The coding region runs from base 1 to 438 and encodes 145 amino acids. The record is from RefSeq and is a predicted model, not a curated record.
AUGCCUCUUCACCGAUUCUACUACGCAAACGGUCUCUUCUCUGCCCAGGACAAGCUGGAGAUUUCAGAACGCAUCACCAAGAUUUAUACUACCACUGGUCUACCUGCCUUCUACGUUAUUGUCGUAUUCAAUGAAGUCCCUAGUGAUUCCAUCAUGAUUGGCGGUAAACCUGCCACCAACUUUGUUCGCGUCGUCAGUCAACAUUUGGCCAGAACUAUGGAUACGUAUGAGCGCAAGCAGACGGUUCUUAAUGCGCUUGAGGCGGCUUUCGGCCCUUAUGUCAAGGACAGAGGACUAGAUUGGGAGAUCCAUAUUGAAGAACAUGACAGAGAUACUUGGCGUCUCAACGGCAUCAACCCACCUAUGCCCAACACAGAUGCUGAAAAAUUGUGGGCCAAGGAAAAUAAGGCCAUCCCAUUUGAGCAGUCAAAGAUGUGA